Messenger RNA from Physella acuta, 1360 nucleotides. RefSeq lists its product as uncharacterized. The record is from RefSeq and is a predicted model, not a curated record. NCBI's taxonomy places the organism in Eukaryota, Metazoa, Mollusca, Gastropoda, Physidae.
AACUUUGCUGAAAACUCCUAGAAAAAUAAAUGUUAAAGCUAUUACAGGUGGUGCAUACUACCAUUUUGGAAUUGAAAAUUGCUUAACAAAAUCGAAACAUUUAUUUAAAUUUCUACAUUCUCAUCCAAAUGAGACUCCAGUUAUCCAUUUGCAAAUUAAUUUUGAUGGUUUGCCUUUAUUUAAAUCCUCAUGCAGUCAAUUUUGGCCAAUUCUUGGAAGAAUUUGUAAACCAUUUGAAUCUGAUCCAUUCCUUAUUGGUUUGUAUUAUGGAGGUAGCAAACCAGUUAGCAUUGAAGAAUAUUUAACGGAUUUUGUGAAUGAAAUGCAAGUACUCGAGAAAGGUGCCACUUCACUCAGAUUUGAAGACAACGAAGAUUCUAUUUUUCCUAUUAAACUGUGUAUAUCUUGUUUUAUAUGUGAUGCUCCAGCGCGGUCUUUUGUUAAGAAAACAAAAGGGCAUUCAGGUUACUGGGGCUGUGAUAAAUGUUGUCAAAAAGGGGAGUGGGCUGAAAAAGUCAUCUUUCCUGAAAUAAAUGCAACAUUACGUUCAGAUGAAGCUUUCGAUUUAAUUGAAGAUGAAAAUCAUCAAUUUCAUGGAUUAUCUCCCUUGACUAGUUUGUCAGUUGGCAUGGUCACUCAGUUUCCUUUAGAUUACAUGCAUUUAGUGUGCUUAGGGGUUACAAGAAGAAUUCUUUUACUCUGGCUUAAGAGUCCAGUUUCAAAAGGCCUUAGAAUAGGAAAUCAAGCUGUCCAGCAGAUAUCAAACCGUCUACUACUCUUCAAAGAAUAUAUUCCACGUGAAUUCUCUAGAAAAUGCCGUUCUCUGCAUGAUAUAGAAAGGUGGAAAGCUACAGAGUUUAGGCAGUUUUUGUUAUACAGUGGUAUAGUUGCAUUGAAAGGAAAUAUAGACAAAGUACAUUAUAGUCAUUACCUUUUAUUCUUUGUUGGUAUUUAUUGCCUUACUAGUCCUACUUUAUGUUACAGUCAUGUUGAUUAUGCACAUGAACUGUUGUGUAUGUUUGUAGAAGAAGCUAAAGAACUUUAUGGUAAAGAAUUUCUGGUUUAUAAUGUGCAUGGGCUCACACAUUUGGCAGCAGAUGUUAAGAAUUUUGGACCACUAGAUUCUUUCAGUGCUUUUCCAUUCGAAAAUUUUUUGGGUAUGUUGAAGAAACUUGUUCGUAAACCACAGACACCAUUAGAACAAGUUGUCAAGAGGUUAUCGGAAAGAGCAGUCUCAGAUAAAGGAUUAUUUUCAUCUCAAGAUUUUGUAACUGACAAGCCUUAUCCUUUUCCAAAAAAAAAACAUUGUCUUGGGCCAUUGCCAAAUGGAAAACAUUCUCAUUAUGGAUUUGUCUUCUGA